Heterocephalus glaber (naked mole-rat) is the source of this 4138-nucleotide messenger RNA. RefSeq names its product replication initiator 1 (gene Repin1). NCBI's taxonomy places the organism in Eukaryota, Metazoa, Chordata, Mammalia, Rodentia, Bathyergidae. The record is from RefSeq and is a predicted model, not a curated record. Gene Ontology annotation, biological process: regulation of transcription by RNA polymerase II. Gene Ontology annotation, cellular component: nucleus. Gene Ontology annotation, molecular function: DNA-binding transcription activator activity, RNA polymerase II-specific; RNA polymerase II cis-regulatory region sequence-specific DNA binding.
UAAAUAAAAUUUUAAAAGGCUGUGGUUGUAGCUCAGUGAAAAGGCUCCAGGUUCUAUCUCCAGUGCUGAAAAAAAUCUCUAUUUGUAUAUUUGUGCAGCCAUUAUGAACCAUGUUAUAAAAUAUCUAAUGAAAUGGAAGAAAAUUCACAAUAUUGAGUUAAGUGAAAAAGGCAGAAUCUGUUUUUACAAGGCAUUCCUCCAAUUAUGCCAAAGAUGAAAUGGAUAUGUCUAAUAAAAACACCGGAGAACACAUGCCAAAAUAUCAACUAUAAUUGACUAGGUAAAAGUAGGAGAGUUUGAUGUUUCCCUAUUCCCUACUUAUGCAACAGAUCUGAAAAAUGUUUUUUAAAUAACUGUACAAUUCAAAAAUUGCCUUUGUCGAACGCAUGAAAGGACAUGAAAUUGUACUAGCCCCGAAACCCCAGCAAAGCCAAGGCCACAUGCUAACGUGAGUCACCGAAACCCGGGCUCAGGCUCGCACCUGCCUGGGCAGACGGCACCCCGGCUGCGCGCGUCGUCAGGCGCAGUGACCCGCGUGCCCAAUCGGCCCCUCGCCCCGCGUCUGGCCCGCAGCCAUGGGGAGCCGGGCAACUACUGCCCUUGCUUAGUUUUUGGACUCGAGGACCUUGAUUGUAAAGUCCACACGGUCAAGUCCUUUCUGCCUCCACUUCCGAGCGCCAGAAGCUGCAGGCAGGCUUCAGGUGCGCCGUGACUGUCUCGUGUGAGCACCGCGCGGGGCCUGGGAAAAGUCCGGGGCGCGACGCGGCGCGACUGCCGGCGCCCUCGCUGAAGUCGCCGCGGCCUCCGAUCCUCUAACAAACCUGUGCAGACGCGCCGGACCAGGGGCCACAGACGGGCCACGCGGUCGCAUGCCGGCGCGCGUCCUCUGCAGGGACAAAGGGUCGAGAAACUUGAGCUCCUGCCAGUCGCAGAGACCCAGCCAGAGUCGCCAUGGCGACGGAGCCAGGCCCCUCCCGGGCGCUUGCGAAUGAAGCCCGGCAGCGGUGGCAGCGCGGGUGACCUGGUCGCCCCGCCCCCAGGCCGCGGCCGCUGAGCCGGCGACUGACCCUCGGCAGCUCCUGUAGUCACGUGGCGCUGGGAACCCGGCGGGGGGAGGUUGGGACGGGCCUGGCUGUGUGAACUCGAACCUGCUGCUGUCUCCGCGGCGGGGCGGGGAGCGGGCCGCAGAGGCCGGCUUAGGACUUCAUGGACGGGCGCCGCGCCCCGGCACGGCCCGCAGGAGAGGUAAGGCUGGCCUCUCUUCGAUCAGAGGGCUGAGCUGUGCCAUGGGGGUAGGGGUGUCUUUAUUGCUGCAGUUUUCUCUGACAUCCGGGGGCUAUCGGAGUGUGGGUCGAAGCAGGCGCUGCAGUCGCAGAAGUAUCCCCAGGAACAUCCCCAAGAGGAGCUGGAGAAGGCCUCACCCCCAGCUCUGCAGUCUCCAGGCACAAGAAGAACCCAUGCUGGAACGGCGCUGCAGGGGCCCCAUGGCCAUGGGCCCAGCCCCGCCUCGACUUCUUUCUGGGCCGUCGCAGGAGUCAUCUCAGACCCUGGAGAAGGAGUCCAGCAGGCUGAGUCACCGAGGCACUCCAGUGGCCCAGCCAGGUGGCCAAGCCCCCAGCAAGGCCCAUCGGUGUGCCCACUGUCGAAGGCACUUCCCCAGCUGGGUGGCCCUGUGGCUUCACACCCGACAGUGCCAGGCCCGGCUGCCCCUACCCUGCUCUGAGUGUGGCCAUCGCUUCCGCCAUGCCCCCUUCUUAGCUUUGCACCGCCAGGUCCAUGCUGCUGCCACCUCAGACCUGGGCUUCACCUGUCACCUCUGUGGGCAGAGCUUCCGAGGCUGGGUGGCCCUGGUUCUGCAUCUUAGAGUGCACUCGGUUGCAAAGCGGCCCAUUGCUUGCCCCGAAUGCGAGAGACGCUUCUGGCAACAAAAGCAGCUCCGGGCUCAUCUUCGGAAGCGCCACCCUCCUGCCCCUGAGGUCCGGCCAUUCAUCUGCGGCAACUGUGGCCGGAGCUUUGCCCAGUGGGACCAGCUGGUUGCUCACAAGCGGGUGCAUGUGGCUGAGGCACUGGAGGAGGCAGCAGCCAAGGCCCUGGGCCCACGGCCUCGAGGCCGCCCAGCGGUGACAGCGCCCCACCCGGGAGGAGACGCAGUGGACCGGCCCUUCCAAUGUGCCUGCUGCGGCAAGCGCUUCCGCCACAAGCCCAACUUGAUUGCCCACCGCCGAGUGCACACAGGGGAGCGGCCGCACCAGUGCCCUGAGUGUGGGAAGCGCUUCACCAACAAGCCCUACCUGACCUCGCACCGGCGCAUCCACACCGGGGAGAAGCCCUACCCGUGCAGUGAGUGCGGUCGCCGCUUCCGGCACAAACCCAACCUGCUGUCGCACAGCAAGAUCCACAAGCGAUCAGAGGGCUGCCCACAGGCCGCCUCGGGCACCAGGAGCGCCCAGGUUCCAGCUGCGGCCGCUGAGCCCUCAACAGAGCUGCAUCCUGAGAAGCCGACCCCAGAGGCCGCUGAGCCCACACCCGAGGUCCCCCUGGAGCCCCCGCGGGAUCAGGCGGAGGCACCCCAGUCCCUGUACAGCUGCGACGACUGCAGCCGCAGCUUCCGCCUUGAGCGCUUCCUGCGUGCGCACCAGCGGCAGCACAGCGGGGAGCGGCCCUUCGCCUGCCCAGAGUGCGGGAAGAACUUCGGCAAGAAGACACACCUGGUUGCGCACUCACGGGUGCACUCAGGCGAGCGGCCCUUUGCCUGCGAGGAGUGCGGCCGCCGCUUCUCCCAGGGCAGCCACCUGGCGGCUCACCGUCGCGACCACGCCCCUGAGCGGCCCUUCGUCUGCCCCGAUUGCGGCAAGGCCUUCCGCCACAAGCCCUACCUGGCUGCGCACCGGCGCAUUCACACCGGUGAGAAGCCCUACGUCUGUCCCGACUGUGGCAAAGCAUUCAGCCAGAAGUCCAACCUGGUGUCCCACCGGCGCAUCCACACUGGUGAGCGACCCUACGCCUGCCCGGACUGUGACCGCAGCUUCAGCCAGAAGUCCAACCUCAUCACCCACCGCAAGAGCCACAUCCGGGACGGUGCCUUCUGCUGCGCCAUCUGCGGCCAGACCUUUGACGAGGAGGAGCGGCUCCUGACCCACCAGAAGAAGCACGACGUCUGAGAGGGCGGCUGGGUGACCUUCACGACAGGAGCUCGGCCCUGGCCCGGGGCACCUGCCUUGGCUCAGUGGAGGGGACAGUGGGAACCCCAGAAGGGAUAAAAGAGUAGUGAGCUAGGCCCUGCCAGCCUGUGAGUCAAGCCUGUGGCUAGGGAACCCCCGGCAGAGCCAAAGGACCUGGCCUCCAGCUGGCGUUCCUAAGGUUCCAUCCUAACUGUCCUGUGCUCUGAAAACCUAGCAAUAGCCGCUCCAUCUACCCUUAGAGCCCUGGCUAGAGGAGCCACCAGUGGGAAGGAAGCUGUUCCAUCCUCUGGUGUUAACGCCUUAAUGUCCCUGUCUUUACUAUGAGUUACUUCAGGUCACUUUUGGAAGUAGGUGUGAAACAGUCCUUAGUAAAUGAGGGAGGGAAAGCAGACCAACUGGAUACACCUUGGAGAACCUGCCGGGCUCCAUAGGCAGCACAGGGCUUUUUUUCAGCACUCAGGUGAGGGCGAGCUGCUCUUACCUGUCCCCUGCCCUGCUACCCCUACGUAGAAUCCCAGAUCUGGAGGGGCCCACCUGCUGUUAGCAAGUCCACUCUCCCUCCCCAAAAAUGAGAGUCCCAAGGCAUUUCCCUUUCCUGGCUGUUUUUCCUGACCUCCUGACGACCCUCUAUCCCGAGCUCACUGUGUUGUUACAGGAAGGACUGGGCUCUUGAUGCAGCCUAAGGGAAGGUCGUCCUGCAUUUCCUUUUCAGCUAUUCCAGCAUGUGGAUACCAGCCUCUGCCUGAGCACUGAGGUCACUGAGAGCUUCCACUUCCCGAGGCCCUGGUUCUAUUGUAGGAUGAUUCUAAUUGUUAGAAAUUCCUCCUUAUGAUGAUUGAAAUCUGCUUUCCUAUCAUUUCUACCUAUUGGGCCUUGUUCUGUCUUCUGGAUCUAAACAGAACAACUGUUUACCUUCCUUUUCAAAUUAGAGAAUAAAGAUUUGGUUUUAGAACCAG